Molecule: messenger RNA, 567 nt
Organism: Vicia faba (fava bean)
Lineage: Eukaryota; Viridiplantae; Streptophyta; Magnoliopsida; Fabales; Fabaceae
Source: the annotation of a GenBank genome assembly
AUGGAAGGAAACUAUUUGAACAGAAACACAACAACUACUCAUAGAGAUCAUCAUCAUCACCAUCAUGGAUAUGAGGAACACUCAUGGGGAACAUCAUGGCCUGCAAGAAACUAUGCCUGUAGCUUUUGCAAAAGAGAGUUUAGAUCAGCUCAAGCUUUAGGUGGACACAUGAAUGUUCAUAGAAGAGAUAGGGCAAGGUUAAGAUCAUCGUUAAUAUCUUCUUGGGUUAAUUCUGAUCAAUGCCCUAAUAGUAAUAAUAAUAAACCUAACCCUACCACUCCUUCAUCUAAUGAUGAGAUUUUCAGUUCUUCACAUUAUCUCUCUUUAUCUUCUUCCUCUUCUUCACCUUCCUUACCUCAUACUAGCCAUGAUGACAAGAAACCUAGACUCACACCUUCUCUAUCUCUUCCUCUUUUGAAUCCUCAACGAAGUGGAAUCAUGAAAAGCUAUCAAGAUGUGAAGAAGCACAAUGUUUUGAUGAAUAAUGAGCAAAACAUUACAUUGGAGUUAGGAAUAGGGUUGUUUAAACACCAUGAAGAGAAGUUAGAUUUGGAGCUUCGACUUUAA